Papilio xuthus (Asian swallowtail) is the source of this 767-nucleotide messenger RNA. RefSeq names its product cuticle protein 7-like. Gene Ontology annotation, cellular component: extracellular matrix. Bases 56 to 589 code for a protein of 177 amino acids. The record is from RefSeq and is a predicted model, not a curated record. NCBI's taxonomy places the organism in Eukaryota, Metazoa, Arthropoda, Insecta, Lepidoptera, Papilionidae. The transcript has a single exon.
UCAACUUCCAAAGCAUCAGUUCGCUCAUUACUCUGAGAAUCAUUCAAUUAUAAAGAUGGUUGCCAAGCUUGUAUUCCUCUUUGGAUUUAUUGCGUCUUCAACUUGCAUGGUCUUGCACCAAGCGCCUAUACCGUUGUACGUACCUAUACAAUAUGAAGAGCCUGCACCCAACUACAACUUUGGAUACCAAGUCAGUGACCCACACACAGGAGACUACAAGAGACAGCAUGAGUCCAGGAUUGGAGGCACUGUUCUCGGCCAGUAUUCUCUCCUACAACCCGAUGGGGUCACCAGGACAGUAGAAUACCGAGCUGAUGACGUCAACGGAUUCAACGCAGUCGUUAACAAUGAAGGAACACCGUACAUUGCUACUCCCGAAAGACAAGAUAAUGAUAAUGUACAACAAGAAAAUGGCAAUGGAAGACAAGAGGAUGAUUCUAACAGGCAGUCUAACGCCAGGGCUCAAGUGGAGCAGUCGUGGCAAGGACAGGGACCUAAUGAACAACAAAGCUCGCCUACACCGUUGACCAUCUCACACACUUCUCUGAUACAUGAGUCAUACUCUAAAGGACAUAAAUCUUGGGCCUAAGAAUACACGAGAAGAAGAGGAAAACGACAGACUUUAGCAUGAAUGACAUAUUUAUAUCUUUUUAUACCCCUUUUUGUUUUCUCCCAAAGUUAUUUUUAUUAAUGAUUGAUAAGAAAUACAAUUUGUAGAUCCAGAUUUAUUGAGUUUGAAGUUAACGAGAAAUGCUGCAGCUCUAAUG